Messenger RNA from Soboliphyme baturini, 495 nucleotides. NCBI's taxonomy places the organism in Eukaryota, Metazoa, Nematoda, Enoplea, Dioctophymatida, Soboliphymatidae. The record is from the annotation of a GenBank genome assembly.
AUGGAAAGUCCAGCAGAGUUCGACGGAAGCGAGUACCCUGGUGACGCAUGCCACGAUGCCUACGCGUCUCGUGUCCUUUGCUCCUCUAACGACGAUGUAAAGCCGUUCGUCGUGGUGGUCGUCGUCGACGCCCACCCGGCUUUGCUCGUCGCCGGGGUCAUUGGUAACAGCCAAAGUCCGGAUCGCUUCCGCCGACAUGUCGUGAUGACACCUGCCACUUUGCUAACGGUAUCAAGUCGCCGCUCACCGCCGUACACACCCGACGACGACCGAACCGGCCAAUCUGCAAGGACGUUGGCUUUCCAACAAUUUACCCCCACCCCUUUUCCAAACGCCAAAUGGUUCAUGUCGGUAGCAAUCGAUAAUUUCGUUAACAUGGCCUCGUUCUCUCGUUUCCUUCCUGGCUUCUGGCCACAUGCCUCCAUGGCCGAAUUCUUUCGACAACACAAAGACAAAGACGGCCAGCAUGACCAAGAGACUUGUGACCGGUCGUGA